Messenger RNA from Sphaerodactylus townsendi, 2919 nucleotides. Its product is annotated as zinc finger protein ZFP2-like. Lineage: Eukaryota; Metazoa; Chordata; Lepidosauria; Squamata; Sphaerodactylidae. The record is from RefSeq and is a predicted model, not a curated record. Gene Ontology annotation, molecular function: RNA polymerase II cis-regulatory region sequence-specific DNA binding; DNA-binding transcription factor activity, RNA polymerase II-specific. The transcript has 5 exons. Bases 304 to 2748 code for a protein of 814 amino acids. Gene Ontology annotation, biological process: negative regulation of transcription by RNA polymerase II; regulation of cytokine production; regulation of immune system process.
AGCUCUCUACAGGGAAGUCAUGCUGGAGACCUCUUGAGGAGGUGUGGCCUCGUGGCAGGAGAUGAGCAGUGGAAUGAGGCGGAUGAGGAAGGGCAUCAGCUAUUGCCAGAUAGAGUCAAAAAUGAAGAGAUUAUAAGACAUGCCAAGAAUCAAGGUGGACUGAAGAGACAGAAAAGAAGUCAUGAGGUUAAGAAGAGGGAUAAGGAUUUCCAUGAACUAAUUCAGACAGUAGGGCAAACAUAUAACUGCUUGGUUUGUGGACUAAACUCCUCAGAUCAAACCCAAUAUGAGAUCCAUUUGCAAAUGCACAGUGGAAAGAAGACGCAUAAAUGCUUGGAGUGUGGAAAGAGUUUCCUUAGCAGAGAAGCGAUCCUUAGUCAUCAAAAAACACAUGCUGAAAAGAAACCCUACCGCUUUUCAGACUGUGGCAAUAGCUUCUCACAAAAAUCAGACAUUGUUCAACACCAAAGGCUUCAUUCAGGAGUGAAGCUGUUAAUCUGCCAAGCAAUAGGAAUAACAUUCUCUAAUAGAAGAAAAGGUAAGGUACAUAUUCCAAAGAACAAUAUAAUGAAGGCACAUAAAUGCUUUUGGUGUGGAAAGUACUUCCAAUGUAGAUCAGAUCUCCUUGUGCACCAAACAAUACACACAGGGAAGAAAACUUUUAAAUGCACAUUGUGUGGAAAGAGAUUUAGGCAAAGUUGCAGUCUUCAACAGCAUCAAAGGACACACACAAGGGAGAAACCAUUUAAAUUCUCAGACUAUGGAAAGAGAUUGAAUCAGAGUAUCAAUGUUCAAGUGCAUGAAAGAACCUACACAAGGAAGAAACCUUUUCAAUGCUCAGAAUGUGGAAAGAGAUUCAAUCAAAGUAGCAGUCUUCAAAACCAUCAAGAAACCCAGAGAAGGGAGAAACCUUUUGAAUGCUCAGAAUGUGGAAAGAGAUUUAGUCGCAGUGGCCACCUUCAACGCCAUCAAAGAAUCCACACAGGGGAGAAACUUUUUGAAUGCUCAGAGUGUGGAAAGAGAUUCCGUCACAGUAGCAGUCUUCAAAGCCAUCAAAGAACCCACACAGGAGAGAAACCUUUUGAAUGCUCAGAGUGUGGAAAGAGAUUCAACUGCCAUGGCCACCUUCAAAGCCAUCAAAGAAUCCACACAGGGGAGAAACCUUUUGAAUGCUCAGAGUGUGGAAAGAGAUGCAGUCGCAGAGGCGACCUUCAAGUGCAUGAAAGAAUCCACAUGGGGGAGAAACCUUUUGAAUGUCCAGAGUGUGGACAGAGAUUCAAUCAGAAUAGCAGUCUUCAAACGCAUCAACGAACCCACACAGGGAAGAAAUGUUUUGAAUGUUCAGAAUGUGGAAAGAGUUUCAGUUGCAGGGGCAACCUUCAAAAGCAUCAAAGAACCCACACAGGGGAGAAACCCUUUGAAUGCUCAGAGUGUGGAAAGAGAUUCAGUCGCAGUGGCAACCUUCAAGUGCAUCAAAGAACCCACACAGGGGAGAAACCUUUUGAAUGCCCAGAAUGUGGAAAGAGAUUCAGUCGCAAUAGCCACCUUCAAGUGCAUGAAAGAACCCACACGAGGGAGAAACGUUUUGAAUGUCCAGAAUGCGGAAAGAGAUUCAGUCGCAAUGACCACCUUCAAGUGCAUGAAAGAACCCACACGGGGGAGAAACCUUUUGAAUGCCCAGAAUGUGGAAAGAGAUUCAGUCAAAGUGGCCAACUUCACAUGCAUCAAAGAAUCCACACUGGGGAGAAACCUUUUGAAUGCCCAAAAUGUGGAAAGAGAUUCAGUGGCAGUGGCCACCUUCAAAGCCAUCAAAGAACCCACACAGGGGAGAAACCUCUUGAAUGCCCAGAAUGUGGAAAGAGAGUCUGUCACAGUGGCAACCUUCAAAUCCAUCAAAGAACCCACACGGGAGAGAAACCUUUUGAAUGCUCAGAGUGUGGAAAGAGAUUCAGUCGCAGUAGCAGUCUUCAAGUGCAUCGAAGAAUCCACACUGGGGAGAAACCUUUUGAAUGCCCAGAAUGUGGACAGAGAUUCAGUCGCAGUAGCAGUCUUCAAGUGCAUCAAAGGAUCCACACUGGGGAGAAACCUUUUGAAUGCCCAGAAUGUGGAAAGAGAUUCAGUUGCAGGGGCACCCUUCAAGGCCAUCAAAGAACCCACACGGGGGAGAAACCUUUUGAAUGCUCAGAGUGUGGAAAGAGAUGCAGUCACAGAGGCGACCUUCAAGUGCAUCGAAGAAUCCACACUGGGGAGAAACCUUUUGAAUGUCCAGAGUGUGGACAGAGAUUCAGUCAGAGUAGCAGUCUUCGAACGCAUCAACGAACCCACACAGGGGAGAAACCUUUUGAAUGCUCAGAGUGUGGAAAGAGAUGCAGUAACAGAGGCGACCUUCAAGUGCAUCGAAGAAUCCACACUGGGGAGAAACCUUUUGAAUGCUCAGAGUGCAGAAAGAGAUUUAGUCGGAGUGGCAGUCUUCAAAAGCAUCAAAGAACCCACACGGGGGAGAAACCUUUUGAAUGCCCAGAAUGUGGAAAGAGAUUCAGUUGCAGAGGCGACCUUCAAGUGCAUGAAAGAACCCACACGGGGGAGAAACCUUUUGAAUGUCCAGAAUGUGGGAAGAGAUUCAGUUGCAGUGGCCACCUUCAAAGCCAUCAAAGAACCCAUAAAAGGGGAGAAAUGUGGAAAGGGUUUCAGUCACAGCAGCAGAUUUCAAAGCAAUCAAAGAAACUAAACAAGGAAGAAACCUUCUGAAUGCCCAGAGUGUGCAAAGACAAUCAGUCACAGUAGCCAUCUUGAAAUGCGUCAGAGAAACCAUACAUAUGGUAAACCUUUUAAAUGUUCAGACUGUAAAAAGAGAUCCAGUCCCAGUUGUGCUGUUCAACAGAAUUAAAUAGCUCAAUAAAGGAGAGAUCUUUUAAAUGC